Messenger RNA from Puccinia graminis f. sp. tritici CRL 75-36-700-3, 1567 nucleotides. RefSeq lists its product as uncharacterized. Bases 101 to 1567 code for a protein of 488 amino acids. The record is from RefSeq and is a predicted model, not a curated record. NCBI's taxonomy places the organism in Eukaryota, Fungi, Basidiomycota, Pucciniomycetes, Pucciniales, Pucciniaceae. The transcript has 2 exons.
AGAAAACUGCACUUGACUCGCAUCCUCAGUUGAACAUUUACUCAAAUCCCCAUUAGACCCACACACAAACGCGCAAAUCCUUUCUAUACCAAUCCCCAACAUGACUGAUUUGCCUAUUGAAAUUCCUCUUCACAUAUUCCUGCUCGCCCUCCUCGACGAAGAAGAUCAAGCUGAUUACCCAAGCUCGCCUGCCUAUUGGUCAUGCACCCUCAAGACCCAGUCGGUACUGUGGGGUAGAGGUAUCGAACUAUGCAGGAGGGCCUGGAACAAGUCGAUUACGUUGCGGAUGACUUGUCGAAUCGCGAAUGACCAGAUAUGCAGGCAGAUGAAUCAAUCGGCCAUCCUUGCCGGCCUCAUUCAAACGCCAUCCAACCCGCGAAGUCAUGCUCGCACUUUGCCCUGCCACAGGCUGAAGCUUUAUACCAGGAAUGGCUGUUUGGGGGGGUUGGAAUUGCUUAAGCGUCACAGCCAAACCCUCGAAUUUUUCUUUAUCGAGAUGGCACAUGCACUGCCUGGGAGUAUCUGGUGGAAUGCCUCGCCGCCUUUGAACCUCGCGGCUACAACCUUUCCCCGACUGACCACUUUCAUCUUCCGCACCAACUCAGCGGGCGUGUGGCUUUCCUUCCGAAACCUAGCCGAACUCAUGCGCAACUCGCCCGGGUUGAGACAUUUGACGGUCUUUCAAUUGACUGGACCAGCAGACGACGAGGAAGCCAAUGAGCUCCUGGCAAACCAAGGGCAACCAGCUUGCCAACUGGAGUCCCUUCACAUCCGAAGGGCACGGUGGCUGUUUGACGACAAUCUGAUGUUUAUCGUUGCCGAUUCACAUCUUAGUCUCAGGGAGCUUACUUGGGUCUUUGAAAAGCCUGAUACAGACGAAGAAGGAAAUCUGUCUGAUGAUGAGCGAGAGGACGAUGCGGAUGCUUUCUAUAGUAUCUUUGCACCUUGUACGGAGAUCGAAACCCUGCGGAUAGCAGAUCUCAGGAUCGACGGCUUGGUCCGCAGACGAAAACAUCAAAGGCGAGAACGGUUCAACCGGUCUUCACCCAUGGGCAGGGUAUUGGGUAACCUGCUAGCCAAGUUGUGGAAUUUGGAAAACCUCGAGCUUUGCGGCACGAUCAACAUCCAACAUCUGUAUAAGCGAAAUGUGGACGUGUUGCCGUUCGACCUGCGGUCUCUCUUUAUCGACCGGUAUCAUGAAUACCGCUUGGACAAGCUGAUUCAUCAGUUACAGCGCGAAGAGGGGCCACUCGGCCAACUAGAAAGCCUGGCGAUCGACGAGCAAGUCGAGCUCGACGUCCAGCCAUUUCUGUGGGAGACGCUCCUCACGGUUUGCCAAAGCCGAGGGAUUCAAUUGAGAAUCCAUAGAGAUGAUCUAUCCAGGAACGAUGAUCCGGAAGACUUGUCAGUACGGCUCCAGCGGUUGGCAAUAGAUACGAUCCCCGUGAAUCAGACCCGGUAUCGAUUCGCUUGCUUGGAGGGCUUUCUGUUCCAGAACAGGCAUAACGGAGAGCGAUACGAAUUUCUCUAUGAUAAAACACCUGGUCUCUCUUGUUUCUUGGAUUGA